Symbiodinium pilosum is the source of this 1812-nucleotide messenger RNA. Lineage: Eukaryota; Dinophyceae; Suessiales; Symbiodiniaceae. The record is from the annotation of a GenBank genome assembly.
AUGACCAUCCUAGAAGUUGGCGUCCGGGUCACGGCUCAAGGGGGCCCCUUGUGGAGGUGGCGGUCAUGGCGGAGGAUGAUGAUUCCUCUUUACCAUCAACUGGAAGCAGUGGUGCUUGCAGUCAUGGCCUUCCGGGGUGGCAUGAGCAUCUACUUGCUGAAGGUAGCUUUAGAUGCCUCGGUUGUCAUACCAGCCGCGGUGUCGGAUCAAGACAAGGCCACAGUCCUCGUCCUCUGCAUCUACCGUGCGCUGCGCACAUGGGGCGACUGCCAUGGUGUUUCGGUGCACCAGACUUUGCAGCAGAGACGUCGACGGGCCAAGAUGAACAAGCUCUGGAUGGAUGAGUAUCAGCAUAGACUGGAGGAACACCGAGCGCGGCUAGCAGUGAGGAUUCAGCACAUGGUAGAUACACGAGCUCCUCAGCUGUUCUUUCUUAUGGCAACCCUGGCAUACUGUUGGGCGGAGUUCUAUGACUUUGUGCAAACCUCACGGGUCCUGGGAUACGUGCUGCUGUUUGCAUUCGGCUGUGAGUUUCUGAUACGGACGAAGGCACAAGGGGGAGAGAUCUUCUUCCGUCCCUUAUUCAACAAAUUGGAGUUCUGUAUUCUGUCAGCGGGCACGUGGUGCUUAUUCUAUGCCUCCUGGUACACGCAAUACCUGGCAGCAUCAAAGGAUGAGGCCACUGCAGUGGCAACUGCCACGGCAGUACUCCUCCUGCUACACCGCUGCAUUCGCAUGCUUGGCAUCCAGCUGAAGGUGUCUGCAAGUGAGUUUGAUGUUGACAGCGUCAUGAAUGCCAAGGCCGUGCAGAUCUUCAUGGCUAAGUUUGGCACUAUGGUGGAUGUACCGCCCACAAACGUCAAGGUGGACUUGCCGGGUUCCAUGGUGCACAUCCAGAAAGCCAGCCUCAAGAGCGAAGCCUUUGAGCAGCUACAUCUGCCGGUGACGGUGACAGGAGGUCUCAUCGAAGAUCUCUUCAUAGACUUCUUCAGUGCAGACACCACGAAGGAGUUCGGAAGGCCGCUAGCCUUUGCUCCGCGUGUUCGGGGCCGGACAAAGAUCCGCAUCAAGAAUAUGCUGCUGCUCUUGGGACCGGGUCCUGGCCUGGCGGAGGCAGGCGAAAAAGAGCCUGGCAGUUACUGGCAGUAUGACAGUGUGCUGGCAGCCAAGCAGAACGUGGUGGACCUGAUCUGCCAGCGGCUGACAGUACCAUUCCCUACCGCGCCCGACCCCUCCGUCGUCUCGGCUGACUCCCUAGGAUCGAGGCCGAGAAAAACCUUCCGUCAGAUGGGACAGCACCUCAUCAAAGGCGCAAAGUACAAGGUGGGUACCGCCGUUGCGCAGGGAUUUCGCAGGCUGAGGAUGGCCCUGCAAGACAGCUCGGUUCGGCAUGUGGACAUGCAUGUGCACAACGCAAUGGUGCAGUUCGAGGACCAUGAAGGUUUGCUGGGCCAUGGCUGCCUGAAUUUGGGCAUGAAGGUGGACUCUUUGAAGCUUCACCGUCACCAAGGGCGCCACUUCAGCGCACAGCUCGCGCGCUGGUCCGUCUACGCGGAGCCAUUUGCCGCGGCAGAUGCGAGUAGGCGAACGUCCAUGUCGGGAUGGAAGCCCAACCGGACUGUCAAGAAGAUGGUUCGGCUGAACGCUGCGGAGCGAUUUCGCUAUUGGGCUUUUGCGAACAUGGAGGAAGAGGACCCACUGGAUGCAAUGGCAUUGCUAAAACGCAUUGAGCGAUUUCCAGAGAGGCACAACAUCCUCACGGUGCAGCAGGUGAUCGUACGUGGCAGUCCUGCAGAAGGUCCCAAGACCGAG